Molecule: messenger RNA, 1693 nt
Organism: Sus scrofa (pig)
Lineage: Eukaryota; Metazoa; Chordata; Mammalia; Artiodactyla; Suidae
Gene: SDSL
Product: serine dehydratase like
Biological process (GO): L-serine catabolic process; L-threonine catabolic process
Molecular function (GO): threonine deaminase activity; pyridoxal phosphate binding; L-serine ammonia-lyase activity
Source: RefSeq, a predicted model, not a curated record
AUGAUAGUUUCUUUGUCCUUGUUUUCUCCUCCCAGACCUUAGCUGAACUUGACAGUGGUCCAGGGGAACCAGCUUGGCAUUCGGGACAAGCACUGGACUUGGAGGAGUCUGUGUCACGACAGAGGUGGUGCAGUGUGGGGGGUAAAGGGUGCCUCUCCCUGGCUGCUGGCCUUGGGCAAGUGAGUCCCCCUCUCUGGGUCUCAGUUUCUUCAUUUGUCAAAUGGGAACAGGUAAUCACGUAUCCUGGAAGCACACAGGGAGGCAGUGAAGCUUGUGUUCCCUUUCUCCUCCCGCAGGGAGCUGUCCCUUUAACCUGGGAGGAGGGACCAGGGCCACGGGAGGCUGGCAGAGCGGUGCUAAGGCAAGCUUGUGGGCAGUGGGCUGGGGCUGAGCUGCUCUGGGGACCUCUGGAAAAGAAGGUCUCAAUUUUCAUAGUCACCUCCUCCAAGAGGCCCUUCCUGACCUCUUAACCCAAAGCCAUGCAGGUGGAUGCUGGGAUGGAAGCCUCUCUGACCAAGUGUGCUCGGGGGAAGCCCUUCCACAUAGUCACACCUCUGCUGGAGAGCUGGCCACUGUCCCAGAUGGCAGGCACACCUGUCCUCCUCAAGUAUGAGAAUGUGCAGCCCACAGGCUCCUUCAAGAUCCGUGGCAUCGGGCAUUUCUGCCAGGAGAUGGUCAAAAGAGGAUACAGACAUUUCGUGUGCCCUUCAGGGAGCAACGCGGGCAUUGCUACUGCUUAUGCGGCCAGGAACCUGGGCAUCCCAGCCACCAUUGUGCUCCCUGAGAGCACCUCUCUGCAGGUGGUGAGGAGGCUGCAGGGGGAGGGGGCUGAGGUUCAGCUGACUGGAAAGGUCUGGGAUGAGGCCAAUCUGAGAGCACAAGAGUUGGCCAAGAAUGAUGGCUGGGUGAAUGUCCCCCCAUUUGACCACCCCCUGAUAUGGGAAGGCCACAGUAGCUUGGUGCACGAGCUGAAGGCAGAGCUGCGGACCCCACCAGGUGCCCUGGUGCUGGCAGUGGGGGGUGGAGGUCUCCUGGCUGGGGUGUCGGCCGGUCUGGCAGAGGUGGGCUGGCAGCAUGUGCCCAUUAUCGCCAUGGAGACUCAAGGGGCACACUGUUUCAACGCAGCCGUCAAGGCAGGCAGGCUGGUGACACUGCCAGAUAUCACCAGUGUGGCCAAGUGCCUAGGUGCCAAGACGGUGGCUGCGCGGGCCCUGGCGUGUACAAAGGAGUUUGAGAUCUUCUCUGAGGUGGUGGAGGAUGUUGAGGCUGUGAGUGCUGUGCAGCGGUUCCUGGAUGACCAGCGAAUGUUGGUGGAGCCUGCCUGUGGGGCAGCCUUAGCUGCCAUCUACUCAGGCCUCCUGGGGAGGCUCCAGGCUGAGGGCCGCCUGCGCCCUUCCCUGGAUUCAGUCGUGGUCAUUGUGUGCGGAGGCAACAACAUCGACAGUGGAGAGUUGCAGGCUCUGAGAGCCCAGCUGGGCCAGGGCUGACGGAUCCUGGAUUGGGAGGGAUGGCUGGGUUCCAGCGAUUCACCAAGAGGCUCCUGAACACUCCAGGGCUGAGGUGCCUCUGUGCUCAUGGAUGACAGUGGAAACUGCCCUGUGCUGCUGUACUGGCUGCCUCCUGCAGGAAGCCCUCCUGAACUGCUCCCCGUGGCUUUCCCACAACUCUGGCCAAUAAACCCUUUCUGAGGUGA